Magallana angulata is the source of this 585-nucleotide messenger RNA. RefSeq names its product P2X purinoceptor 7-like. Lineage: Eukaryota; Metazoa; Mollusca; Bivalvia; Ostreida; Ostreidae. The transcript is spliced from 3 exons. The record is from RefSeq and is a predicted model, not a curated record. Bases 37 to 585 code for a protein of 182 amino acids.
UCGUAAACUUUACGUGAUUUAUUUCUUUGAUUAAACAUGGAAAACGAGUUUCAUGACAUUGACGACAUUCCUUUGAGGGUAGAAAUUCAGCCGUAUAUGUUCGAACCGCCAGCGAGAGCCGAACCUACGGAAAAUUCGGAAGAGAACAGCGAAACAAGUACUUCCAAUGGCGAUGAUGAAAGUCGACUUUUAAACACUAUAUGGUGUGAAUGUGGACUCUGCGAGACAAUGACCACUGUACCAGAAUGCAUCUGUUGUGCAGAAAUUCCCCUCAUAGAUGAGAUCAGAGCAAGUAGUCAAAUUGAGUGCAUCACACAACACCAGACCUUCAUUGACAACUGUCUGAAUAUCCGUGUGUUAGAAGUCAGCAUGUACAUGUACAUCCAGUCUGAGGGUCCACUUGAUGACAAUGAGCCAAUUAAUGAGGUUUAUAGACACAUUGCCUACAGACGCUUUGUUCUCUGGAUCUGGCAUCGCCUGGGAAGAGGAAACCGCAAAAUUAUCCCAGCCUGUGUUGUAACCAAAAUCCGCAGUGUCUUUCCCUCUGAGCAGUACACUGGCUUUCGGUAUCCCCGACCAACUUGA